AACAUGGGAAUGGGUGGCAACAUGGGAAUGGGAGGUAAUAUGGGAAAUAUGGGUAUGGGUGGUAACAUGGGAAAUAUGGGAGGAAAUAUGGGCAACAUGGGAAAUAUGGGAAUGGGAGGCAAUAUGGGAAAUAUGGGGAUGGGUGGCAACAUGAGUAAUAUGGGUAUGGGUGGUAAUAUGGGAAAUAUGGGGAUGGGAGGCAACAUGGGAAAUAUGGGUAUGGGAAACAUGGGAAUGGGUAUGGGAAAUAUGGGAAUGGGGAUGGGAAACAUGGGCAUGGGGAUGGGGAAUAUGGGCAACAUGGGAAUGGGCAACAUGGGAAUGGGCAACAUGCAAGGUGUUGGAAAUAACCCACAGCCUUCAAACACUGGUUACAGAUGCUAGUAACAAAGAUA
Ruditapes philippinarum (Manila clam) is the source of this 395-nucleotide messenger RNA. RefSeq names its product keratin, type II cytoskeletal I-like. The record is from RefSeq and is a predicted model, not a curated record. Lineage: Eukaryota; Metazoa; Mollusca; Bivalvia; Venerida; Veneridae.